CCAAAUAUACAAUUUUCAGAGGCCCCCGGUAGGGGGUUAUUUAUUCUGCCCUCCUUUCUCUCUCUCUGAUCAUCUUAAUUCCUCUUGUCUGGCAUCCACUAAUCAUUUUCUAGAUUGCUUUAGCUUGUCCUAACCCUCCCUUUUGUUUCUUGUAUCCUCUUAUCCCCUGUGUAUCCCAUUUUGCGGCUUUUGUGAAGCAUUAGAGGCAAGACAGUCCACGACCCAGAAAUGAGGUAAAUCUUCGGAGAAACCAGGGCAAAGGGUCUCCCGCCCUCCCGUGCCCAAACAUAAUUCACCCUCUUUUUUUUUUUUUUUUUUUUUUUUGUUGCUUGGGUUGUUGUUGUAAAUUUCUUCUUGUAUAAUUGGUUUCUGUAAAAAGGGAAGAUAAGAACCUUGUUGUUGUUGGUUGUGUUUGACAUAUAUAUAUUAAAAAUAAAAAAUAAAAAAAACAAAAGAAGAAGAAGAAGAAAGAAAUAUUAGUAAGAAAUAAGUCCAAGUUCAUGGCGGGAUGCUCAAUUAUAACAAAUGGGUCUGUCUUAGAUUGUGUUGAGGUAGUUAGUGAUUACCAAAAUAAUGGCCGUUGCCUUGCUGCUGAUAAUUCCGUAAGAGAUGGCAUCGAUGAUCGUCGUGCUGAUUAUAUGGUUAAACUACGAUGCCUGUUCGACCAGGUUCUUUCAGUUUUUCUUAAAGAGAUUAAUAGUAAUGGUGUAAUUAGGCCUGUUCCGGCAAUGUUCGGUGAUGGGCGGUCUCCGGAUUUGUUUAAGCUGUUCUGGGUGGUGAGGGAGAGAGGAGGGUUUGACAUGGUGUCAAAAAAAGGGAUGUGGGCUUUCGUUGCGGAGGAAUCAGGUUUGGAUCUUAGUGUGACACCUUCGGUGAAAUUGAUAUAUUAUAAGUACUUGAACGAGCUGGAGAAAUGGUUCGAGAAGAGGUGUAGAGAUGGGAAGUUGGGGAAUGGACAGUGUGGAUGCGAUGGGGAAUUUAGUUUGUUAUCUUUGGAGCUAGAGAAAGAUUUUAGAGGUUUAUUAUUGGAUGGUCCAGGGAGAAACCAGAACAGAGAUGUUGAGCUUGUUCGACUGGAAUCUUGCAAAAGAGGGAACUACAUGGAUAUGGAUAUUGAGAGGAGUGGAUUUGAUAUCUCAGACACCAAUAUCGCUUGUACCAUGUGGGAAGAUGUUAGUAAAUGGCAUAGUGAUGAUGGCGAAAACAUUCACCACGAUAGCAAAAGCAUUUUUAAUGAUGAGGCCACUGAUCGUGUGAUCAUCAGUUCUAGUAUUGCUAGGAGAGAACUUAAUUUUCAUAAGAGAAAGCGAGAGUCUUUGGCAGGAAUGCUGAAUUGGGUGAUCCAGAUUGCAAAGCAUCCUGAGGAUCCUUCAGUUGGAGUAACGCCAAAGCCAUCAAAGUGGAACGAACAUGAAAGCAAGGAGUUAUGGGUCCAGGCAUUGAGGGCAAGGGAAGCACUGUUUCUAAGAAGGCAUCCCAAUCCAAAAACUGAAGGAUCUCUUGUGGAGAAGAAGCUAAAGAUGCACCCCUCUAUGUACGAGGAUGGUAAUUCUCCUAGUCAUCAGUCUACAGAGAGGUUAAGAUGCAGUGAAAGGCUUCCUACUUCAGCGAAAUGUCGUGCAUGUUCUUGUUGCACCCAAAGUAAAUUAAGCCCUCGCAAGAUAGAGUUGGAUAAUGGCCCCAAGGAGCAAGAACCUGUUACUGACGAUAUAUCGGCCACAAAUACCAUAGUUGGCCCAGCUGGGGAUGAUCCCCGCCAAAAGCAAGUUUGCAUGGAUUCUCAACUCCAAGCUGAGGUCCCUGAAUGGACUGGUGUGGUUUCAGAGAGCGACUCUAAGUGGCUAGGGAAAUGUGUAUGGCCUUUGAAACCUGAAAAGCAUAAUGGCUCAGUUGAAACAGAUCCCAUUGGGAGAGGAAGACCAUACUUAUGUGGCUGUCGACUCCCAGGUUCUGUUGAAUGUGUUAGAUUUCAUAUAGCUGAGAAGAGGAUGAAAUUGAAGCUUGAGCUGGGCUCGAUGUUUUAUUGUUGGCGAUUUGAUCGUAUGGGUGAGGAAGUUUCACUUCAGUGGACGAAUGCCGAAGAACAGAGAUUUAAGAAUAUGGUAAGGUCAAAUCUUUCUGAUAAUGCAUUCAAGUACUUUCCAGGGAAGACAAGGGAGAACUUGGUGAGCUAUUACUUCAAUGUAUUUCUUGUCCAGCGUAGAAGAUAUCAGAAUCAUGUGACUCCAAAGAAUGUUGACAGUGAUGAUGAUGAAGCAGAGUUUGGAUCAUUAAGUGAUGGUUUUGGGCAUGAAGCACUGAAGGUUACAGGCUCCAAGUUUCCAGCGUGUUCUGAGAAUAAGCAAUGCACUGAUUUCGAAUAGGGAAAAAUAUGGAGCUGGAUUCCAUCACUCAGACCAGAGGUUUGGUUUGUCCCUCGAGGCUGAACAAUAUGACUUUGCGCCUGUUCAUAUUUUGUAAAACAAUUUUCCCUCCCUCAUAUUCACAGAUACAGCUUCUCUCUCCUUGAAAUUUUGGUGGGAUGAGAUUAUCGCAGUCAAAUGUGGUGAUGCAAUUUUGAUGAGAAAGUUAUGACCAUGGUCGUGGAUGCCGAAUGCUGAGUCUCUGGAGCAAGUAGCUUUGAUUGCUCAAGUAUCACCUCACAAGGUUGUAUUGUUGAGCUGGAUGCUGCUUUGUAAAUACUGUAAAACCAAAACUCGGUACUACCAUACCUUUAGAGCAUAACUAUCUCAUUAGAUAGGGAGAGAUAUAGUGGCUCGAAUUCAAGUUAUAGUUUGAUUUUUGUUGGUUUUAACUAAGAUGUGCAAGUGGUGCUCGAUCUUUUGAAUUAUUUUACAUCAUGUUAGUUGUGUUUGUUCUUGUA
Carya illinoinensis is the source of this 2863-nucleotide messenger RNA. Its product is annotated as AT-rich interactive domain-containing protein 2-like. The record is from RefSeq and is a predicted model, not a curated record. Bases 501 to 2363 code for a protein of 620 amino acids. The transcript has 2 exons. NCBI's taxonomy places the organism in Eukaryota, Viridiplantae, Streptophyta, Magnoliopsida, Fagales, Juglandaceae. Gene Ontology annotation, molecular function: DNA binding.